AUGAACAUUUCUCGGUCGUAUCCAGCUACCGUGGCGAGCAUCUCCUUCUCAUUCCUGUCUGCCGAGGAUAUUCGCCGAAUUUCGGUCAAGCAAAUAGUCAACCCGGUCCUGCUCGAUGACUUGAACCGACCUAAUGCAGGUGGUCUUUACGACCCUGCGCUUGGCCCAAGUGACAAGCAAGAUAUCUGUGCGACAUGCCAUCUCACGUACUUCACCUGUCCUGGUCACUACGGUCAUAUAGAGCUCCCCGCCCCCGUCUUCCACCCUCUCUUCAUGAACAAUAUGUAUCAUCUUCUCCGCGGCGCGUGUCUCUUCUGCCAUAAGUUCAAGAUCGAGAGGAAAUUCCUUUGCCGCUAUGUUGCGAAGCUCCGCCUCUUGGAACACGGCCUUCUCAUUGCCGCGCAGACUCUCGACGACGUGCAUGUUAACGUCAAGAGGUCGAAGAAGCGUCUGGAGGAGAAUGAGGAAGACGAAGAGGUGAUUGAGAGUGACCACGCAUUCGAACAGAGGAUAAAUGCCUACGUCGCUGUCCACCUUGCUGCCGCAUCAAGUAGCAAACGAGACUCCUACAAGGAUGGUCAGGUCUACCAGGCGCGCAAACAACUCAUCGAAGAAUUCCUGAAGGCGACGAUGGUGAAAAAAUGCAAAAACCCUGGCUGUGGAGCAUUUGCGUACACGUUCCGAAAAGAGGGAUAUACCAAAAUCAUCGAGUAUGACCUAUCACAAAAGCAGAAGAUGCAGCUCAAAUUCAUCGGCGUGAAGCGCCCAGACAUACUUGCUGAGCAGCAGAAAACCAAGAAAGCCACUCAGGAACGCACUGAUUAUGCCAUGGAUGUGGACUCGGACGAGUCCGAAGAGGAGCCUGCUGGCGAUGAUCUCCCCAAGUCCGCUAGUGGGAAAGUCAAGACCUCGCGUGGGCGAAACGAACGUGUGAUGCCCCCAGAGGAGUGCCGAGCACACUUGCGACGCCUUUUUGCGAACGAGCCCGUCAUCUGCUCUCUACUCUACGGACGGCACGGUCCUUUCGCGCCGCUAACGCGGCAGAAUCUAUCGCUAGCUUCCGCGGACAUGUUCUUCCUGGAUGUCCUGCCCAUCAGCCCGACACGCUUCCGGCCCCCAGCAAAGAUGGGCGACAUGCUAUUCGAGCAUCCGCAAAACGAACUCCUUGCUAGGGUCCUGACGACGUCGUACCGCUUACGGGACUUCACAGAGAACUUACGGGCGGCGUCCCAGAAGGACUCAGAGGUUGACGAAGUUGGGAAAAAGCGAAUAUUGCAAUCGCUACUGGAUGGUCUCAUUCAGCUGCAGGUCGACGUGAACAGCUUCAUUGAUAGCAGCAAGAACCCCGCGCCAGUGCGACAGGGAAAACUUCCGCCAGCUGGUGUUAAGCAAGGGCUGGAGAAGAAGGAAGGUCUGUUCCGCAAACAUAUGAUGGGCAAGCGUGUCAAUUACGCCGCGCGGUCGGUCAUCUCCCCGGACGUCAACAUUGAGCCAAACGAGAUUGGGAUCCCACCCGUCUUCGCUCGGAAGCUUACUUUUCCUGAGCCUGUUAUGCCCGCUAAUUUCCAUGAGCUACGGCAAUAUGUUAUCACCGGACCUCAUGGGUACCCGGGUGCUACAAUGGUCGAAUAUGAGGAUGGUCAUCUGCAAUUCCUUGACAAACUGAGCAUCGAACAACGGACUGCGAUCGCCAACCAGCUCCUGACACCCCAAGAAGGAUAUUCGGGCUCUACUGGUCGCGUAGGCCUCUACACGCGCGUGCCUGCAGUCAACAAGAAGGUGUACAGGCAUUUACGUGAUGGAGACCUACUCAUUUUGAACCGGCAACCGACGCUGCACAAGCCCAGUAUGAUGUGUCACAAGGCACGAGUGCUACAAGGCGAGAAGACAAUCCGAAUGCACUACGCGAACUGUAAUUCAUACAAUGACUGCUCACGGUGCACAUCAGAGAUGAAUAUACAUUUUCCUCAGAACCAAAUUGCUCGUGCGGAGGCAAUGUUCAUCGCCAACACCGAUAACCAGUACCUUGUGCCUACAUCGGGGAAGCCGCUGAGAGGAUUGAUUCAGGAUCACGUCGUAGCAGGCGUCUGGAUGACGGCGCAAGAUACAUUCUUCACGCGCGAAGAGUAUUUCCAGCUGCUCUAUGGCGCUCUACGUCCCGAGGACGAAUCCGGGCAUCACAGUGGUCGGCUCGUCACACUGCCUCCGACGGUAUGGAAGCCCAAGGCCCUGUGGACAGGAAAGCAGAUUAUUUCGACAAUCAUGAAGAACAUUACGCCCAGCAAUUUCGACGGUCUGAAUCUGCACGCUCAGGCAAAGGUGCCUGGCCACCUGUGGGGCAAGGACUCGGAAGAAGACAAGGUCGUCUUUGUCGACGGCGAGCUGCUCUCAGGAGUGUUGGACAAGUCCGCUUUUGGUGCUUCAGACUUCGGUCUUGUGCAUUCCGUCUACGAACUGUACGGCGCCGAUGUAGCCGGUAGACUCUUGGGUAUCCUCAGUCGUCUCUUUACCAAAUUCCUACAACAUCGUGCCUUCACUUGUCGGAUGGACGACUUGGCGUUGACGCCGGAAGGCAAUGCCAAACGUGCAGAUAUAUUGCAGAAAGGGGCGCAGUUGGGAACGGAGGGAGCGGUGGACAACUUCCCGUCUCUCAGCACCGUUCCUGAUGCGGAGAAGCCGGCGCAGCUCAGAUCACUCCUCGAAGACGUUCUGCGCGAUGACAGCAAGAUGGCGGGCCUGGAUAUGUCCGUCAAAGGCAAGCUGGCGAAGUUGACGAAAUCUAUCGCCGACGCAUGCAUGCCUCACGGCCUUUUACGCCAGUUCCCUCAUAACCACAUGCAGGCCAUGACCCUCUCAGGUGCCAAGGGUAGCGCUGUCAACGCGCAACAGAUCUCAUGCGCACUCGGUCAGCAGGAGUUGGAAGGACGUCGUGUCCCCGUUAUGGUGAGCGGGAAGACGCUACCGUCUUUCAAGCAAUUCGAGACCAAAGCUAUCGCUGGUGGCUAUGUGGCCAGUCGUUUCCUGACUGGCGUCAAGCCUCAAGAAUUCUUCUUCCACUGUAUGGCUGGCCGAGAGGGGCUUAUCGAUACUGCUGUCAAGACCUCGCGAUCAGGCUAUCUUCAGCGGUGCCUAAUCAAGCAUCUCGAGGGUAUCCGCAUACAUUACGACAACACCGUCCGAGGCAGCGACUCAUCCAUCUAUCAAUUCCAUUACGGCGGAGAUGCUCUUGACGUUACCAAGCAGAAACAUCUGUUGCAGUUCGAGUUCAUCGCUCGGAACGAAACCUCUCUUAUCAACCGAUACAAGCCGAGGUCAUUGCAGGGCGUGGUAUCUGAGGAAGCUGCCGACCACAUGAAGAAGGUUCUCAAGCGCAAGCGUGACCCAUCCGCACAGCCUCUGCCGACACUUUCCGUCCACAAUCCCAGUCGCUCGUUAGGUAGCACUUCUGAGAAGUUCGCGGAAAAAGUCGAAGAGUAUGUGAAGAAGAACCCUCACAACCUGAUCAAGAAGAAGGGCCAAGAAGAUGGUCAUAUCCGAAGACGUAGACACCUGAUUCACUCCAAGCACUUCAAGUUACUCAUGAAUGUCAAGUACAUGCGUAGCCUGGUAGAACCAGGGGAGGCGGUCGGUUUACUUGCUUCACAAGGUGUUGGAGAGCCGUCGACACAAAUGACAUUGAACACGUUCCAUUUCGCUGCAGGGCACGGGGCUGCGAAUGUCACUCUCGGAAUCCCGCGCUUGCGAGAGAUCGUGAUGACUGCUUCCACGAAACCCAAGACACCGUCAAUGACCAUGAAGGUCCGCCCUGAUGUCCCUGUUUCAGAUAUCGAUGCAUUCUGCAAGAAGGCUACCCGGCUUGCUCUCUCACACGUCGUGGACAAAGUUAUCGUUAAGGAACAGCUCUCUGUCAACGGCAGCGCUCGGACCAAGGACUUCACCGUCGAACUCGCGUUCUAUCCGAAGGAGCAGUAUCAAGCCGAAUACGAUGUCCAGCCAUCAGAGAUUUUAGCCGCCUUCGGGACGAGAUUCCCUCUACUGCUCAAGAAGGAGAUACAAAUGGAGCUUAAGAAGUUGGACGCCGAUCUGAAGGGUCAGAUGAGAGAACUCGGAAAGGGUAAAGCCGUUCGCGAGAACCCCGCUUCCCGCGGGCUAGGCGCUGUCGAGGAAGAAGAUAACGAGGGUGGUGGCAGUCGGACGAGAAGGAAGGAUGAUGAUGAGACUAGUGAAGUCGGCGAUGGAGACGCCACCGCCGCGAAACGCCAGCGUCAGACGAAAGAGCAGGCAACGUAUGAGGACGAUGAAGAUGACGAAGAAGAGGCGGGCUUGGGGGAGUUUGACGAUGCUGAGAUCGAGGCCGCUUAUGCUUCCGCUGGCGAGGACAGCGGGAUCGACGACGACGACGACGAGGGCGCGACGCCUGCUGACAAGUCCUUGUUCGCGGAAGUUUCCAAGGUUGAACAACUGUUCCUGGACAACAUGGCUUAUGCCACAUCAUUCUCAUUCACCGACUCCGGUUGCACUGUUGGAUUACAGUUUGGGUCUUCCAUGCCGAAGUUAUUGUUAGUGGGUAUCGUGGAGAAGACAUGUGUCAAGACCGUCGUUCGCGAGAUCCAAGGAAUUACAGACUGUUUCAAGAGCAAGGAGGACGAUCAGAACGGCAACGCAAUCUAUACUCUCAUGACCAAUGGAUCGAACAUCCCAGGGUUAUGGCAGUUUGCCUGCAGUAACGUUGACGGCAUGAUCGAUGAAGACGGCAUAUAUUCAAAUGACAUAUACGCGAUCCUCUGCUCGUACGGGGUUGAGGCGGCUCGGGCCACCAUCUUGCGGGAGAUUGGUGGCGUUUUUGCGGUCUACAAGAUUGAUGUUGACAUCCGUCACCUUGAGCUAAUCGCUGAUUACAUGACCUUUGACGGUGGAUACAAACCCUUUAAUAGGAAAGGCAUAUCGACGAAUCCAUCGCCUCUGCUCAAGGCAUCAUAUGAGACGACCGCGGCGUUCCUCUCCGAUGCCACGCUGCACGGGGAUUUCGAUGAUCUGUCGACGCCAUCUGGCAAUAUCGUGAUGGGGAGGCUGAAUCUGACAGGAACGGGUGUGUUUGAUAUAGUGAUGCCUGUCAAUUCCCCGGACGCCCAGGUAGUAGCUGGACUUACGAGAUAA
Messenger RNA from Postia placenta MAD-698-R-SB12, 5157 nucleotides. RefSeq lists its product as hypothetical. Gene Ontology annotation, biological process: DNA-templated transcription. The transcript has 16 exons. Gene Ontology annotation, molecular function: DNA-directed RNA polymerase activity; DNA binding. The record is from RefSeq and is a predicted model, not a curated record. Bases 1 to 5157 code for a protein of 1718 amino acids. NCBI's taxonomy places the organism in Eukaryota, Fungi, Basidiomycota, Agaricomycetes, Polyporales, Adustoporiaceae. Gene Ontology annotation, cellular component: RNA polymerase I complex.